CCCGGAAGCGGGGUGGAGAGCGCGGUGAGGGGUGUGCCUCUGGUUCCAAUUCGCCACAGCUUUUUGUCACCCGCCUUAAAUUCGGUUUUCAAACCGGCUCUGACAGGAUCCUGAGAUCCCUACCCAUCCCCAUAUCUCAUCUCCAGCUGCCAAUCACUGCAGACUGCGAACCCAGGACCGGACAGAGUUUGCCGCCUGCCGCUCGGUCGCCCCCGGGACAGGUCAGGGUGCCGGCGAGGGUUUCGCGCGGCCUUGUGGCCUCUUCCUUCCCACCCGUCCUCCCGGCUCCUUCGUCGCUCCGACCAUGGCACAGAAGCCCAAGGUAGACCCCCACGUCGGGCGGCUAGGGUACCUGCAGGCGCUGGUCACUGAGUUCCAGGAGACCGAGAGCCAAGACGCCAAGGAGCAAGUCCUCGCCAACCUUGCCAACUUCGCCUAUGACCCGGGCAACUACCAGUAUCUGCGGCAGCUGCAAGUGCUAGACUUAUUCCUCGACUCGCUGUCAGAAGAGAAUGAAACGCUAGUCAAGUUUGCUAUUGGGGGCCUCUGUAACCUGUGCCCGGACAAGGCCAACAAGGAGCACAUCCUGCAGGCCGGAGGCAUCCCGCUCAUCACCAACUGCCUAUCCAGUCCUAACGAGGAGACGGUGCUAUCUGCUGUCACCACACUCAUGUACUUGAGUUCACCCGGCACCAACCCCCAUCCCGAGCUCACCUCCUUGCCUGUGGUCCAGUGCAUGCUGCGCUUUUCUCUCUCAGCCAACACAAGGCUCCGGAACCUGGCCCAGAUCUUCCUAGAAGACUUCUGCUCCCCAAGCCAGGUGGCUGAGGCCCGCAGCCAGCAGGCCCAUUCAGCCCUGGGUAUCCCACUGCCAAAGACUGAGGCCCCACAACAGCCCUGAUCCAAGGAGACCGCAAGACCCUGUCACUUUCUGUCUGAGAUUAGUUCUGUCAUAGGCAUAGAAAGCACCUUGAGCCCAUCCUGGCCAAGGGAUGCCUGGUCAGCUGUAUGCAAGGUACAGUCUCUGAGUAUGGCAGGUAUUUAUGGCUAGGAGAAGCCGUAGGA
Peromyscus maniculatus bairdii (prairie deer mouse) is the source of this 1065-nucleotide messenger RNA. It is a transcript of the gene Armc7, whose product is annotated as armadillo repeat containing 7. The record is from RefSeq and is a predicted model, not a curated record. Lineage: Eukaryota; Metazoa; Chordata; Mammalia; Rodentia; Cricetidae. Gene Ontology annotation, molecular function: protein binding.